CAGAUUAGACGAUCUUUGAGCACGUCCUCUUCCGGCACAGAAAUAUGACGUUAGCGGCGCAAAUAUACAAGGGAGGUGUUUAUAAUAAGUUGAGACGAUUCCGCGACGGAUUUUUCCACAAAAGAAGAUGUACAAUUGGCAGGAAAAUGAAAUUAAAGAACUUUUGACCAUCCGGGGGUCGGAGGCGAUCCGCAACCAGAUCACGGGCACGGUGAAGGACUCUGUAGUUUACAACAGGAUGACCAGACUGCUGGCGGAGAGGGGGGUGUACAGGUCGCACAUGCAGGUGAUCAGCAAACUGAAGGCGCUGAGGAAGCAGUACACCAAGUACCACCAGCAGAAGACCCGCUGCGGGAGCGCCCGCGUCGACUGGCCGUUUUAUGAGCAGUGCCACCGGGUUUUCUCAAACGCGCCCGCAGGAAACCCGGUUAAGCGGAACCGGAGUCCUAGCCCCCCGCCUGCACCCACACCUCCAUCACCACCUCCUCAACCACCGCCUGCCGUCAGCGAGGAGCAUCAGGAGGUUGUCGUCAGUCUCUGGGACGAAGUUGACGACGGGGAGAUCCACAAACAUCUGGGUCCAGUGGAGGCGGAGGACGACGAGGAGCAGUACAGCUCAUCAGAGCACUUACAGCCCAUCACGUACACGGUGCCAUCUAAGAAAAGGAAAACAACGGUGAUGGAGCAAGUCUCCACGUUGGUGUCGGCGACGGUCACCCAGCUCAGAGAGAUGGACGCCGCCAUGCAGGCGCAGGAGGACGCACGGCUGCAGAGGUUAAUGGACCACGAGAAGGAAAUGCAGAACAAUCUAAUGAGUCAGCUCACAGCCAUGCAUGAAAGGAUCAGUCGAGAAAACCACGAGAGACACCUGGAGCUGGUGGACAGGAUACUCUCUAGGUUCCCCUCACCUUCAGCACCUUCGGGCCCCUGACUGACUCUUCCUGUGUGAGUGACGGCGGCCUACGACAGGAUUAUUCAGGUUUAGGGAACACUUCUGUCUCUCUCCUCCUCCAGCUGACCAGUGCCUAAACCCACACUCCUUUUAUUUUCACUGUAUUUUUCAAUAAUGUAAGAAAAAAUAAUUCACUGACAUCAUCUCUCCUUUGCCUUUAAACUCAACACUGUUCACACUACAGCUCUUCACGCUCUAAUCUGAUUCGCUGCUCGUACAAUAACUAACAGUGGAGCUGAAAACACACGAGUGCAGAGGAACAAUAACAAAACACUAUUUUAAAUGGAGCAAUGCACUUUAAUAGUCUACUGCAUCACCAUUGUUCCACUUCCCAAAACAAGCUGUAAAAUGCAUAUUAUAAUGUAAGUUUUGCACGCGAUAUACAAAAAGAAAAAAUCUAAAUUCAAGAACUAUAAAGCCCAAAUGAAGAAGUCAUUUUAAUCGGCUCCUAGACUAUGACUUAGUGGAUCUAUAAUUGUGUAGAGAAUAUCAAAACAUAACCAGUAAUUGAAAGACAUGUUACAUAUUACACCUUUUUAUGACUCCACUGACUCAAAACAUGCUUUGAAAUCAUUGAAUGUGUGAAUUAACUAAACUAUGACAAGAGUGUUCAGAUGUUUAGAGUCUAUGUGGUGCAGAUCAGGCUUGAUUUAAAAAAAAAAAAAAAACAUGAGAUCUGUGUCAUGUGAGGCUGAAAAUCUAAAAUUGAAGACUUAACACCCACAGUGUGAUCAUAACCUUCAGUUAGCAGCAGAGAGCAAAACUAUGUCCCAAAAAAUGUACCGGAGUAUCUGACAUAUGGAUGGGUGUGUUCCUCUUAUCACCUCAGCUCAGCUCAGCUCAGCAUGCUUGUGUGAAAUGAACUAAACUCCUUAGCAAAUAAAAGCAUUGUUGUAAUACGG
This is a messenger RNA of Thunnus maccoyii (southern bluefin tuna), 1854 nucleotides long. RefSeq lists its product as uncharacterized. Gene Ontology annotation, biological process: positive regulation of DNA-templated transcription. The transcript has 2 exons. Gene Ontology annotation, cellular component: nuclear body. The coding region runs from base 128 to 931 and encodes 267 amino acids. The record is from RefSeq and is a predicted model, not a curated record. NCBI's taxonomy places the organism in Eukaryota, Metazoa, Chordata, Actinopteri, Scombriformes, Scombridae.